CCUGUGUGGCAAAGCUGUCUGCUUCUAAUGUGAGACAUACAGCAGGAACAAAAGUCGCAAUCCAAUACAGAGGGAAAGAUUGGGACAGACAGAAGGCGUGAGUGAGAGGAAAGGCUUGACGGAGUAACAGAAAGAUAAAUAAAGAGAGAAGGUUGGGGCAUUAAGAGAAGGACUGAAGUAGUCAAGAAGAGGACACAGGAGGUGUUAAAGGAGAGAGGGUCUGUGCCCUGAGACUUCUGAACAGAGAUGGGACGGGUGUGGCUCUGGGUCUGCAUGGCGAUGGCACUAGGACUGUGUCUAUCAGAAGCUGAAAACCCUAUUGACAAGAUUCCAGCGGUAUUGGACAUUGACCUGCCCAAGAUGAAUGGAAAGUGGUUCCUUGUGAGUGUUGCAUCCAAGUGCCAGUAUCUCCGAGAGAACAACUUGCGGUUGGAGGGCACCACUAUUAUCCUGACUGUUGACCCCUCCCCUACCUCCCCACUAUCUGUCAGCACACUAAGGAAGCUUAAUAUGCAGUGUUGGGAAAUUAGGCAGAAGUAUCUUUCCACCAAGACCAGUGGUCGCUUUCUACUCAAAAGUCGAAAUAAGAAAAAUGACAUUGAUGUCGUCAUUGGAGAGACGGAUUACAACUCAUAUUCCAUCUUGUACUACCAGAAACGUGGGAAGAUCUCCAUUAAACUGUACGGAAGGUCUGAGAGACUUGAGGACCACAUCCUUGACAAGUUUGAGCAGCUUGCCGAAAAGCAGAACUUAGGAAUUGACUUUGUUUUCCCCUUUCCCAAAUAUGGUUUCUGCCAGUCUGCGGAUGAAAAGCACGUUCUCUCUUUGUAACUCGGUGCAUGUGGGACAUCUGAUGCACAGGAAGGAACAUGCCCUGUUACUGAGGGUUGUGGCUCUAAACCAACCUGUCUAAGCACUGUUCAUAACCUGUAUGUUUACCCAGAAAAGACCUGUGCUGUUUGUAUCCUGUGUGUUACCCAGUAAAGACCUGUGCUGCUCAUCA
Conger conger (European conger) is the source of this 1003-nucleotide messenger RNA. It is a transcript of the gene c8g, whose product is annotated as complement component 8, gamma polypeptide. The coding region runs from base 247 to 831 and encodes 194 amino acids. The transcript is spliced from 7 exons. Lineage: Eukaryota; Metazoa; Chordata; Actinopteri; Anguilliformes; Congridae. Gene Ontology annotation, cellular component: membrane attack complex. The record is from RefSeq and is a predicted model, not a curated record. Gene Ontology annotation, biological process: complement activation.